GACUCUCUCUCUCUCUCUCUCUCUCUCAUACUCACAACUCAUAAAGCAAGGGUCAUACUAACACAAUAGAACGUCCACGCAAACAAACCCUUCUCUCAAAAACAUUCCUUUCCAAGCAUUAGAACACCUCUCUCCCAAAAAAGAAAAAAAAAGUGAUCUUUUUCUCUCUUUCAAGAUUUACAGUGUCUCUCUUCUUCUUCUUCAGUUUCAUCCAUGGAUACAGCUCACUGGCCACAGGAAAUUGUGGUGAAACCACUAGAAGAAAUAGUCACAAACACAUGCCCAAAGCCUCACCAUCAUCAUCAUCAUCUUAAUCAAGUACAACCUUCUUCUUCUUCACAAGGUUGCAGUUUGGAGAGAAAAACCACUACAAGGCCUCAAAAAGAACAAGCCCUAAACUGUCCAAGGUGCAAUUCAACCAACACUAAAUUUUGUUACUACAACAACUACAGCCUAACCCAACCCAGAUACUUUUGCAAGACAUGUAGAAGGUACUGGACUGAAGGUGGGUCCCUCAGAAACAUCCCAGUUGGAGGUGGCUCAAGGAAAAACAAGAGAACUUCAUCUUCAUCACCAUCUUCAUCACCAUCAUCAUCAAAGAUCACAGCUUCUAGGCUCCCUGAUCUGGUACACCCUCAUCUUCAACAACACCAAUUGAGCCAAGCCCAAGAUCUCAACCUUGGUUUCCCACCUAUGAUCAAUAACAACAGCAUUGAAAAACACCAUAUCUCACCUUCUUCUAAUACCUCUCCAACCAGCACUACUACUAGUACUACUACCACUAAUAAUAAUACACCAACAACAACAACAACUCAUUUCUCAGCUCUAGAGCUUCUCAAUGGCCUCACUUCAAGAGGGUUCAAUAGCUUCUUGCCAAUUCCAGUACCAGAUCCCAAUAGUAACUCAGUAUAUAACACUUCAGGGUUUCCUCUAGUACCAGAAUUUAAGCCAAGCCUGAAUUUUUCUCUUGAUGGGCUUGGAAUUGGAAGUACCACAGCAGCAGCCUAUGGGAGCCUGCCAAGUGUCCAUGAUCAGAAUAACACCAGUAGUAGUAGUAGUGGGAGGCUUUUGUUCCCUUUUGAGGAUUUGAAGCAAGUUUCAAAUGCCAAUUCUGCUGGGAUUAUUGACCAGGAUAAUAACAAGGAGCAAGGUGACUCAACUGGGUAUUGGACUGGAAUGUUGGGUGGAGGAUGGUAAAGAAGAAAUAAUUUUUUUUUUUUUUUGGUUUUUUUUUUUUUUUUUAAAUUAUUAAUUUUCUCAUUGUGGGUAUGCUUGUUUGGAUUUUCUUCAUCAUAACUAGCUAACAGUUCAUAGGGUGAUACAUGGGGUUUCUUCAAUUUGCUUUCUUGAUUAGUUUUUUCUUUUUUUGAUUAUCUUUUUAAUUAGUUUGUGAAAAACAUAUGGUGGGAUUUUGAAGCUUAUUUUAGAUUGGCUUCAGAAAAUGGCUGAAUACUACUACUACUAUAGCUACUGAUCAUGGAGAGGUAUAGAGUACAAACUCUAUGAAAGGAUUAGAAGAAAUGGAUUAUCUCAGCUCCAAGGUCAUGAACCCAGAAAUUUUUUUUUAGGGUAUUAUUAUUAUUAUCAUUAUAAAACUUAGUUAUGUAUGUAAUUUUUUUCUUCUAUCAAGUUGUACUAUAGAGAUGUAGUAGUAGAUAGUAGUAGGUCAAUGGGACAGUCCCCCUAUUAUGUGUCAUUAUUGGUUGGCUUUGGUAUAAGAAAAAAAUUUAAAUAAUAAUGUAUAAUGUAAAACUUUUGUAUGGAGAGUUUAAUGGAUAUGCAUUAAUGUACUUUUUUACCA
This is a messenger RNA of Humulus lupulus (European hop), 1801 nucleotides long. RefSeq names its product dof zinc finger protein DOF4.6. The coding region runs from base 214 to 1197 and encodes 327 amino acids. Gene Ontology annotation, molecular function: DNA-binding transcription factor activity; DNA binding. NCBI's taxonomy places the organism in Eukaryota, Viridiplantae, Streptophyta, Magnoliopsida, Rosales, Cannabaceae. The record is from RefSeq and is a predicted model, not a curated record. The transcript is spliced from 2 exons. Gene Ontology annotation, biological process: regulation of DNA-templated transcription.